AUGAAACCAGCACUGGCAGUUGAGCCCUUGAAUAAAAUACAUAUUAUUCCGCAACCAGCUAUAAAUGAAUCAUUAUGCAACAGUAGUAGUACCACUUUAAAUAAUGGUACUGACCUUUUAGAUAAAGUGUGGCCUGCCAACAACAAAAAUAAAGAAAAUGAGGACUUUAUAUAUGCUAAAGAUAUAAUACCUUUAUUAGAAGAAAUGAAUAAACUACAUGAUGAUAAUAGACGCAUCAUAGAUGAUAAAGUUUUCGCAUUGUUUAAAAAGUUUGUAGUGGGUAAAGAAGAGCAUUUAAAAAUAUAUAAGGAUGAUUUCUUUAGUUUGUAUCAUGAUAUUACUGGCGAUUCGUUUGAGACUGUACUGACCAACAACGACGAUAUUAAUAAUAUUGGUUCAAAUAAGUAUAAUCCUGCUAUAAAUGUUAUUAAUAAUCCUACCGCUCUAAAUAAUAAUAAUAAUAAUAAUAGUAGUAGUAGCGUGAGCCCCAUACUAAGGAGUCCAUUUUCUGUAAAAAUUAAAAGGAUGAGUGUCGAUUUAACAGAACUAAGCACAAAUAUUUUAAAUGGUAAAAACAACAAUGGUUUGAGACCUCUAAGCAUACCAAAUAAAGAAAAUAACAUUGAAUCUGAUGGUAAACAAACAAUAAAAAAUAGGAUAUCUCCAUCGUCCAUAUCAGAAGAAAAAAAAAUAAGAAGAAGAAAAAAAAGACAUAAUAGUACUGAUGGUGUAUUUGCUAUGCCCUCUUAUCAAAAUGUUGAGACCACAAAAGAAUCAUUACAACAACAGUUAUUCAUUAAAGAUACUACGAUAAAACAAUUGCAAAGUAAAAUCAAUGAUUUAGAAGAGUAUAAAACAAAAUAUUUUUAUAUACAAAGAGAAUUUGAAUUUUAUAAAAAAUUAUCUAAUUCAUCACCUGGUAAAAAUAGUGAUGAUAUACCACUUACCACCGACGCAGAUUGUUCCUAUGUUAAUAAAAAAUUUAUAGAAGAAUUAACCGAUAAAUUACAAGAACAAUAUAGUAUUAUACAGGAUUUGCAACAAAAAUUGGAUGUGCCGGAUUCAAGAGUUAAUCUAAAUAAAAUUGAACGUAACAAUAACAUAAUUGACAAUGUUUUUAAUUUUGUGAUUUCUCAUUUUACAGUUAAGAAGAUGAAUUGGGAUUUUUACAAUGAUAACGAAUACUCAUAUUUACUAAAAAAUUACAUAGUCACCCCACUUUUGAUUAUUAUUGCUUUAUCGUUUCUAGUUUUUUUAACAAAAUUAUAUUUAUUUUUCAUGAAUAAAAUGGGCAAAAACGUUUUUGAACAACAUAGCUAUAUGGAAUCACACUUAACGUUGAAAUGGUGGGAGAAAUCAAAACUCUUAAGCAAAAUAUAUUGGUGGAAUAAAGACUAUUUCUCGAAAAAAAGUGACUUAAAAUACUAUGAGGAAUUUGACAACUCAAAGUAUACUGAUUUGUUUAUCUGA
Messenger RNA from Saccharomycodes ludwigii, 1470 nucleotides. RefSeq names its product Mps2p (gene MPS2). The coding region runs from base 1 to 1470 and encodes 489 amino acids. The record is from RefSeq and is a predicted model, not a curated record. Lineage: Eukaryota; Fungi; Ascomycota; Saccharomycetes; Saccharomycodales; Saccharomycodaceae. Gene Ontology annotation, biological process: protein localization to spindle pole body; spindle pole body duplication. The transcript has a single exon.